GAUUGCAAUUUUAAUCAAGGUUGUCGCAUAAAGAUCCUUAUCAGUAUAUUCGCGGUUAUUUGAUAUCAAAUAUGUGAGCAGACUGCACUAUUCAAACACAGUUACAGUAAUAAUAGAAAAUGGACAAUUAUGCAAUUUUUGGAUUGGUUCUUGGUUGUAUGUCUGCAAUACUAGACCUGUUGGGGCUUGCUAUUCCGUACUGGAAUUAUGUUGACGCCGGCUUUAUAAGCGUUAACAAGGGACUUUGGGUAGCUUGCAUCGGAAUCGUCGGAUGUGGUCCCAUCCCGGACGUUCCCGGCGAGUUGGUAGCAGUGCGCGCACUGAUGGUUUUCAGUCUACUCCUGAUGAUUGCCGCUGUCGUCUGCUUCCUGCUGCAGAAGUUCAUGAUGAAGGACAAGGUUAUCCUUACCAAGGUCGCCGCCUUUGUUGCCGUUUCGGCUGGCAUUCUAAUGGAGUUCGGAACGGUGCUAUACGCUUUCAGCCCCAAAGUCAAAUUUUAUACGACAGCACCUUAA
Messenger RNA from Dreissena polymorpha, 515 nucleotides. RefSeq lists its product as uncharacterized. Bases 120 to 515 code for a protein of 131 amino acids. The record is from RefSeq and is a predicted model, not a curated record. Gene Ontology annotation, cellular component: membrane. Lineage: Eukaryota; Metazoa; Mollusca; Bivalvia; Myida; Dreissenidae. The transcript is spliced from 4 exons.